AUGGCCGCUGUUAUCGUUGCUCCGAAACGACCAUUCCUUACCCUCCCCUUUCUCCUACCCUCGCUAUCCGAGUCUGUCGCCGUGGAAUCGCGGCGGAAUCAAUCCUCCUACAGGCGUACGAAACAGCGCCUACGUGUUAAGCCGGAUGCUUCGUUUGGUGCUUCGUCAGAUCAAUCCCAAGAACAAAUCAUCUACAAUCCUCCUUCAAGCGCACCUUCUGUGUAUCACACCCCAACAAAGUUCCUGCCCGCCGACGACAUUCGAAGGACCCUACGUACAGAUGCUUCAACAGACAGCCACAACGCAAAGGAGCUCCCCCCUGUUUUCAAAUCCACCUCUGAGAAGAAAUAUCAUUUGAAUCAGUCGGAUAUCGAGGAGAUCCGCAGACUCCGACUCAGUGACCCCAUGGCCUGGAGCCGAUGGAAACUGGCCAAACGUUUUGACUGCUCGCCGAUGUUCAUUGCUAUGGUAUGUGAGGCCAGUCCACAGAAGAAAGAGAUCCAGCGGCAAGUGCUUGAAGCAGUGCAAUCUAGAUGGGGCACAAAGCGGCGGAUGGCCAGGGAAGACCGACAGUUGCGGAAGGAGUCUUGGGGAAGAGAUGAAUGA
Aspergillus chevalieri is the source of this 606-nucleotide messenger RNA. Its product is annotated as mitochondrial 54S ribosomal protein mL58. The transcript has a single exon. Bases 1 to 606 code for a protein of 201 amino acids. Gene Ontology annotation, molecular function: structural constituent of ribosome. Lineage: Eukaryota; Fungi; Ascomycota; Eurotiomycetes; Eurotiales; Aspergillaceae. The record is from RefSeq and is a predicted model, not a curated record. Gene Ontology annotation, cellular component: mitochondrial large ribosomal subunit.